Messenger RNA from Jatropha curcas, 1690 nucleotides. It is a transcript of the gene SR34A, whose product is annotated as SER/ARG-rich protein 34A. Gene Ontology annotation, molecular function: mRNA binding. Gene Ontology annotation, cellular component: nucleus; cytoplasm. The record is from RefSeq and is a predicted model, not a curated record. NCBI's taxonomy places the organism in Eukaryota, Viridiplantae, Streptophyta, Magnoliopsida, Malpighiales, Euphorbiaceae.
AGGCGCGUGCUGAACCGGUAACCAUGCGAGGCCCAAGCUUCUGAGAAGAGCCACGAAGAAGAAACCCUAAAUCUCCAGAAGCUGCGUCAAGCAGGCUGCUCGGUUUGCAGAACGAUUCCCUUGGAACUCACAUAGCCGGUCCAGCCCACUCUAUCUCUCCGCUUCCAGCUUUUUCGGAAUAGGAAUCUAUCCUUUUGUCCCAUGGCUUUGAGUGUUGGCAGCCUACAGUGAAGGGGACGUAAAUGAGAAUCUUCAACAAUAAGAUGACAAGCGCUUGGACAAAUAUGAGCUUUGCAAUCAUACAUAGGGAUAUAGAAAGGGAGUGGGAGAAUCAGGGUGGACUUAUGGGUAUUAUUUUUUAUAACUGGAGUUCUUGCUCACCCUCAGAAGAACUAUACAUCUGCAAUAAUUCAGGGGAGAAUGAGGAGAUCAAAAUAAAUUUCAAAUUUGUUAUAGCUUUGGAGCAUCUUGGAGCGAAUGAGCAAUGGAGCUUUUGGAGCACCGCUCACAUGGAGGAUUGCUCACUUGUGAAAGAUUUGCUACGUUCCUCCGAUAGCAAAAAUGAGUGGCCGCUUUUCUCGGACGAUCUAUGUUGGCAACUUGCCGUCAGAUAUAAGAGAAUGGGAAGUUGAAGAUCUAUUUUACAAGUAUGGCCGUAUACUAGAUAUUGAGUUGAAGAUACCGCCUCGCCCUCCUUGUUAUUGUUUUGUGGAGUUUGAGAAUGCUCGGGAUGCAGAAGAUGCAAUCAGGGGUCGGGAUGGCUAUAAUUUUGAUGGCUGUCGUUUGAGGGUUGAGCUUGCCCAUGGUGGUCGAGGACAAUCUUCUAGUGAUCGCCGCAGUGGCCAUGGUGGUGGAGGUGCAGGUCGAUAUGGCAUCUCACGCCAUUCUGAAUUUCGAGUUAUUGUUCGUGGACUACCAUCUUCUGCUUCCUGGCAAGAUUUGAAGGAUCAUAUGCGAAAAGCAGGUGAUGUGUGCUUUGCAGAGGUUUCUCGUGACGGUGAUGGAACUUAUGGUAUUGUUGAUUAUACUAAUCAUGAAGACAUGAAAUAUGCUGUACGGAAGCUUGAUGACACUGAAUUUAGAAAUCCUUGGGCAAGAGCCUAUAUUCGGGUGAAGAGGUAUGAAGGUAGUCCAUCAAGGAGCCGAAGUAGAAGCCGCAGCAGAAGCAGAAGUCCAAGAAGGAACAGGAGCAAAUCAUUGGAUCGAUCUCCUUCAAGAUCAGUAUCAAAGUCCAGAUCAGCAUCACCUAUUAAAUCAUCCAGAGCAAAAUCGAGGUCAAGGUCAAGGUCAAGGUCAAGGUCAGGUUCUCCCAAUAAGGCCGGAUCCAGAAGUGGCUGAUCAUUUUGCACCUCAGAAUGAAAUCAUGGCUUUUCAAGUGGACUUAAAAGGAAGUUUGACGAGAUAUGUAAUAGGAUCAUUACUUGAAAAUGUCUUGAUGAAAACCUAGAAUUAAAUAUUGGCAAAUUGGCUUGACAAUUAAUUGUCAAUUUGUGGAUCCUGUGGAUAUUCUGUUUCCUUCAUUUAUUUUCUUACCCUUUCUAGUUGCACUUGUGCUUCUAUUAACUCGGGAUUUGCAACCCUUUCCUGAUGUGGGGUGUGGAUAUUGUUUUUAAUGCUCCUAUUGUAUGAUCGCAGCGAUGUGAAUUGGUGUUUAUAUAUAAUUAGGUGCAUCAUAGUGGUGGAUGUGAUA